UAAAUCAGCUGUUUACAGAAUGACAGGUUAACCACCCUGAUUGCGAAAAGAUCGACGAUUUUUUAAAAAACUAAAAAGAAAAAUUACAUAGUGCAAGCCUUGUUAUUGCUAUUAAAUCUAUAAACAUACGACAGAGAAGCAACAUUCCCACAUACGGACGUGUUGCUUCUCCCGUAAGAUAUAGACCAAAGCUUCUAGUGUGAAAGGGUAUGGUAAAUGGAAAUGUGACGUGUGUAAAAAAAGCACAAAGUAACACAUAAGGAACCAAAUCAUCAAAGGGACAGUUCUGCCCAUUUACGGCAGCGGCUUAUACAGUAACAUUAUUUUGAUAAUUGCGAAAGAGGCUGGAAAAUAUAACAUCGUAUAACAGUAAACAUAAUCUAGUAGCUUACCAAAAUAACACCUUUAUCUGAUAAAACUUGUCAAAUGACGAGAUUUAGGUGACACGGCAUAUUGCAAGUUGAUAUCCAAAUUCAAACAAAUUGUCACGACGCGUGUUAAAACGCACCAUGAAUAACGAUUCAAAAUUGACGGAUGUCAGCGCUGAGGCUCUAACAACAAAUCCUCAUAUUUACACACAGUCAAUACUAACCGCAUUUGAUUGGAAAGAGUUUGCAUGUGGCUGUGGAGCAGCUUUUAUAAAUAUAGGCGUCACCUAUCCUAUUUACAAAAUGAUUUUUCGCCAAAUGCUCCAUGGUGUGCCAAUAACAUCGGCCUUCGGUCAGUUACGCCAUGAAGGAUUAGCUUUUCUUUAUCGUGGCAUUUUCCCACCAAUGGCACAAAAGACUAUUUCUUUAUCCAUUAUGUUUGGCGUGUUUGAUGGAUCCCGUCGAUAUUUAAUCAAUAACUUUAGUAUGAAUGAAUACACAAUCAAAAUAGUAGCCGGUAUUUCAUCAGGCACCGUCGAAGCUGUGCUUCUUCCCUUCGAGAGAAUACAAACACUACUGGCGCACUCCAAGUACCACGAAUACUUUGCUAAUACUCCGCGAGCUUUCAACUAUGUAUUGGUUCACCAUGGAUUUUUAGAAUUGUACAGGGGUAUUGUGCCAGUGCUUUGGAGAAAUGGGCCAUCCAAUGCCAUGUUCUUUAUACUUCGGGAAGAAGCAUCCAUAUUUUUGCCAGAUACUACAUCCAAAGCAACUAAAACAGCACAAGAAUUUGUGGCAGGAGCAAUCAUUGGAGCGUCAAUUAGCACAAUUUUUUAUCCAUUUAAUGUGAUAAAAGUUGCCAUGCAAAGUGAAAUGGGUCAAAAAUCGGAAACAAUGUGGGCAAUAUGCAAACGAAUCUACUUUGAACGCGGAAAUCAGAUUCGAUAUUUCUAUCGAGGAUGUGGCUUCAAUUCUUUUCGUUCCUUUCUCAGUUGGGGAAUUAUGAACACAGCUUAUGAAAAUUUGAAGAAAGUCAUGUCGUAAAUUUAUUUGUACUGCUGCAAUCGUGAAUUUCAGCAAAUGACUACAGUGCAUAUGAAAUGUCCAUUGUGUGACAGUGUCGCAUUUUAUUCGAAGGUGACUGAACCGAGUUAAACGACAGGAGAUGAUCGUGCAUGUACCAUAUUUAAAUACUAAAAACUCAUGUGUACUGCGACGCCUGCUCCAAGUGUCGUCAUGAAACCAAAGUAGACUUUGCUUACGAGUUUAUAUAUGAAAUAAGAAUUAGUGUUUUGAAGUUUGUUAUUAGCAAAAUUGUUACGUAGAUUUAAGUAAAGUUUAAUAUCAUUUAAAUUAUUUUUAUAAACUGCCCUUAUAUCAUGCCAUUCUAGACGGGAUAUAUCGUAGUAUUUUUACAUUAGCAAUGUGAUCAAUAUAGAAGCUGAGAAAGUAGUAGUGCAGGUCACCCUAUUAAGAUUGUUCGCAUUCUAUUUACUACAUAUUCUCUAUAUUAUUAUUUCAUACCUCUAUUAAAUUGCAUAUAAAAAUACAAGAACAUGUAAAGCAACAAAAACAUAGGUGUUUCGUGUAUUAAAUAUAAAUAAAAUACGCAUUUAGGUAUUUUACUACUACAGUGUGCAGAACUUUCGCACGCUAAAAAUUUGCUUUGUAAUUUGCUAUAACGUUUAUGUUUUACAACAAUUUACUAGUUAGUGUACAUUCGUAUGUGCAUAUGUUUUUAGGAUGCAUGCAUGUGUGUAUAUAUUUGAAGAGGUCAAUGCAUUAUAUUUUAAUGUGGUAUAUAUAUUUAUUUUCUUCACUUGCAAAUGCGCGUUUCAUCAAAGCGUUUUAC
Molecule: messenger RNA, 2220 nt
Organism: Anastrepha obliqua
Lineage: Eukaryota; Metazoa; Arthropoda; Insecta; Diptera; Tephritidae
Product: mitochondrial nicotinamide adenine dinucleotide transporter SLC25A51
Exons: 4
Coding region: 510-1412 (300 amino acids)
Source: RefSeq, a predicted model, not a curated record